Molecule: messenger RNA, 1013 nt
Organism: Syngnathus acus (greater pipefish)
Lineage: Eukaryota; Metazoa; Chordata; Actinopteri; Syngnathiformes; Syngnathidae
Gene: pdap1b
Product: pdgfa associated protein 1b
Exons: 6
Coding region: 148-678 (176 amino acids)
Cellular component (GO): cytosol
Molecular function (GO): RNA binding
Source: RefSeq, a predicted model, not a curated record
UGAACAGGCGUAUCCUAGGGCACAACUCAUCCCUACUGGAUUGUGUUGCUCCUCUCCGAGUUUAGCCAGCUGUCAGCUUCCUUCGGCCUUCAAUGUCUUUUGUUUUAUUUACUAACUGUUAGAUAUUCACGUCCAGUAUUCAUCAAAAUGCCAAAAGGAGGUCGGAAAGGGAGCCACAAGGGUCGCAUGAGGACCUACACAAGUCCAGAGGAGAUUGACGCCCAGAUGAAGGCGGAGAAGGAGAGGAAGACGGAUGAGGAAGAGGGUGCAGCUCAGAAUGACGUUACCGAGAAGUUACAAGCGUCAGGGUCAGAGGAUAGUGAUGAUGACGGUUCACAGAGGAAGAGAGUAGGUGUGGAGGGCUUGAUAGAAAUUGAGAACCCAAACAGAAUUGCUCAGAAGUCCAAGAAGGUGACACACAUCGAGUUAGAUGAGCCCAAGCAGUUGUCAAGGAGAGAAAGAGAGGAAAUUGAGAAGCAGAAAGCAAAGGAGCGCUACAUGAAGAUGCAUCUCGCAGGAAAGACAGACCAGGCUAAAGCUGACCUCGCCCGCCUCGCCAUCAUCAAGAAACAGAGAGAGGAGGCAGCGAGAAAGAAAGAGGGAGAGAAAAAAGCUAAAGAGGCAAAAGAAGCAGCAGCAGCAGCGGCGAAAGGAUUAAAUUCCCUCUCACUGAAAUGACGCAGAGUAUUUAUCAGAACCAUUUCCCCGUUUUUGUGGACUGACGCAAUAUGAAUUAGACUAUUUUGAAAGGGGGAAAAAAGUGCUAUGAACAGUAUUUACCUUACCGGUGGUGCAUUUUGGCAUGGAAUAACGGCCAUAUUGGUAAAGCUCCAGCUGGGUUGCACACAAUUAGAAUGAAGCUAUGAGGUUUUACAUGAAAUGGAUCACACUUAUCAUUUUACGAUGACCAUUUUGCUUAUUGAGCAUCGGCACUGUUUUCUUUGGGUUUUACACUGUAUAUAACUGAGUCAUGAAAAUAUUUCAGAUUAAUACGAUAAAAAUGUUGAAACAUU